AUGCCUGCUAAAUACACUUUAACCAAAGAUGCACCCGCGCCUCUUCCAGGAAUCUAUACCCAAGCUGUACGAGCAGGAGAUUAUGUUUAUACCAGUGGGUCAGUAGGUAUGACCAAAGAAGGUCAAAUGGUACCUGGCACUGUACAAGAUAGAACUAGACAAGUGAUUCAAAACCUUGAAGCCGUUCUGAUAGGUUCAGGCAUGACCUUGAAGAACGUCGUCAAAGCGAAUAUCUACUUGUCAAAUCUCUCGAGAGAUUUCAACGCUGUUAACGAGGUGUACAAGGAAAUGAUGCCCGAGCCAAAACCCGCAAGAACUUGUGUCGGUGUCGCAGAAUUACCUGCUGGAGGCACAGAUGUUGAGAUCGAGUUUGUUGCAUACGACGGAUAG
Messenger RNA from Kwoniella shivajii, 390 nucleotides. RefSeq lists its product as uncharacterized. Gene Ontology annotation, molecular function: deaminase activity. The transcript has 4 exons. Gene Ontology annotation, cellular component: cytosol; mitochondrion. The coding region runs from base 1 to 390 and encodes 129 amino acids. NCBI's taxonomy places the organism in Eukaryota, Fungi, Basidiomycota, Tremellomycetes, Tremellales, Cryptococcaceae. The record is from RefSeq and is a predicted model, not a curated record.